Penaeus indicus is the source of this 2147-nucleotide messenger RNA. Its product is annotated as CLIP domain-containing serine protease B4-like. NCBI's taxonomy places the organism in Eukaryota, Metazoa, Arthropoda, Malacostraca, Decapoda, Penaeidae. The transcript is spliced from 8 exons. The record is from RefSeq and is a predicted model, not a curated record. Gene Ontology annotation, molecular function: serine-type endopeptidase activity. Gene Ontology annotation, biological process: proteolysis. Bases 76 to 1176 code for a protein of 366 amino acids.
CUCAACCAUAGUCAAACGAAGAAAGUGUCUUUUGUUUGUUUUCAUCGAUUUCACUUGCCUAUUCGCGGACUCAACAUGGAUACUAAACGUGGUUGCGUGGCGUGGAUAGUACCCGCAGUUCUACUGGUGGUGGCGCAGCAGGCAACCAGCCAGGGCACAGAUUGUGUGAGCAGUCAGUGUAUCUCAAUUCGAGAAUGUCCAGCUCUGCUAAGUCUUUUACAAGAUCCUACACGAAGCAAUAUCAAGAAGCUACAAGAUGCCACCUGCUUUAUCAGGAACCGGGAACCUAUGGUAUGCUGUCCAUCUACAACUACAACUGAGACACCUACACUUCCCACAAAGUCUCUACUUCCAGAAAAUUGUGGACAUAGUGCCCACUUGAACAGAAUUGUUGGUGGAGAAGUAGCCCCACUGGAUGCAUACCCAUGGAAGGCUGUUCUAGGAUACAGAGAUAGUGGAUUACCUAGCACUGAAUUUCUCUGUGGGGGUUCAAUCAUUAAUGAGAGAUAUGUUCUUACUGCUGCCCACUGUGUAGAUCCUGGUACACUUGGCACACGGAGAUUGGAAGUAGUUCGACUGGGCGAAUGGGACCUCACCACCGCAGAAGACUGUGAAAGUACAAAUGGCGGUGGGCUCUUCUGUGCUCCUCCAGCUCAAGAUUUCGAGGCUGAGGAAGUUAUUGCUCAUCCCUCGUACAACACUCGUGUGCGUUUCUCCGAUGACAUUGCACUCAUUAGGCUCAACAGGCCCAUUAACUUCCAGGAAUCAGCAGGAUUUGUGUUGCCUGUGUGCCUGCCUCCAUCUGACUUCUCCCCACGUACAGCAGCUGGUAACAAAUCUGCAAUUGCAGCUGGAUGGGGCUUCACUGAAACUGGCGCUGCAAGUAACAAAAUUAAGCAUGUAAAGCUGCCCUUGAUUGACAAUACUGAGUGUAGUCAGGUCUACAGAGGCAGUAUAGUCGGUGAACAGCUCUGUGCUGGCGGUAAUGCUGGUGAAGACUCUUGCAGUGGAGACUCAGGUGGUCCCUUGGUACUUGCCGGUACUUUUGGUCCUCCUUACCAGCAGAUUGGCAUUGUCUCCUAUGGUCCUGUCAAUUGUGGCCAGCAAGGAGUACCUGGUAUCUACACCUCUGUAAGCAAAUACAGGACAUGGAUUGAACAAAACUUAAAGCCAUAAGUUCUUAGCUGACAGGGAUUUUAGUUCAACAGUAUUGAGAGGCUAGUAAUGAAGGUAAACUGACUGAAAAUAGUGAUGAUAGUAUGUUGUACUUCAAAAAAAUGAUGGACUUUUGAGAACAGCAGUAUAUUUUUGUUUGGAAAGUAUAAUUUUAUUGUCUGCAUUUUAUUAAUACUGUAGUUGAUAUGCACUCAGGAAAUAAAAGUGGUCAAAGGAAAUAAUUGGCAGCUUCAUAGAUUUUUGAAAAUUCACUCUUGAAAGAUUAGGAAAAUUAAACUUCAUUAUUAGGUUGAUAGUAAUUUUGCUUUAAUAGCUGAUUUAAGGCUUAUACCUCUUUGAUACAUUCCUGGAAAUUAAAACAGUAUUACAUAUUCACCAUUUGACUGUUUUCAUAAAGAUUAUUCCAUACUUUCUGAAAUUUGAAUAUUGGAAUUGAGAGUACAUGGUGCUAGCUAGGAGCCUCAUACAUCCAUAAUUAUAUUUAUAAUUCUUUCAAAAGAUGAUAUUCAUUUGUAGUGCAAAUAUUCCCUAUAAAAAAAAUAUAACACAUGUCUUAGAUGUGAGGUUUUAUUGUAAUGAAAAUGAGACUGACAGACUGUGAUCUGUUAAAUCAUAUAAGAAAAUGUGUUAUGGAGACAAAAUUACUAAACUCAAGAUGCAAUCUAUCGUGAAUAAGCAUGUACUGCAUUAUUAAGUGUUAAUAUAACCUUUCAUUGACUGCAGUGUGAGAUUUAAGCAUGGGUUUAAUAUUUUUGUUAUACAAUUGGUUACUUGUGAUAAUUACAAGUGAUGAAUGUGAAAGAUUGAUCUAAUACAGAUUAAGUUGCAGAUAGGUAUGAUGUAUAAGAAUGUGAAUUAUUGAUAAUGCCUUCAUUUAUUAAGAAUGCUCUUGGUUGUUCAAAUGAUACCUGAUAUUUCAUAAAUAGUUUUGUCUAUGUAUGUAUUUAUAUUUAAUAAAAUUGUUCCUUUUA